ACUAAUUUCCCGUAACGAACUGAAUAUUUGGCUCCAAAACCUUUACUCCGUAUAAAGCAUUUAAACACAGAGAAUAGAAUUAACAAGCAACAGUCGAAUCCAGAGGAGAGAUAAACAAGAAAAUGAACGGACAAUGCGAAGAAGUUAAUCAAGUUAACGAUGGAGAAGAAGUUAAUCAAGUUGGUGAUGGAGAAGAAGUUAAUCAAGUUGGCGAUGGAGAAAAAGCUAAUCAAGUUGGCGAUGGAGAAGAAGUUACUCAACUUCAUCCACCGAUAAGGGUUCCGGCCGUAUCCUGCUGGAAAAUGCCACCUGUAUUUUGGUGGAAGGUAAAUACUUAUGGUGGUCCGACUUCGUAUGGAUACUGUAUUCGGGGUUUGGAUGGCGAAUUGGGUGUGUUGGGUGUUAAGUGGGAGCCUUGGUUGUUGGGGUGCAGUGAGGUAUACAUGGAAGCAGAGGCCUUCUACUAUGGUGUACAGAAAGCCUUGGAAUUCGGUUACAGGAAUGUGAUUAUUGAAUGUUCAUGUCAGCCACUUCUUACGAAGCUAAGACACAGGGAGAUGAUACAGGAACUGGGCCCGGAGAGAGCAAGAGUUACUCAAAUUCUUGAGCUGGUUCGAAAAUUUGAUGUUUUUCGUUUCUCUUAUGUUGAAUUGGAGGGAAAUUCUGUAGCUCGUGAAAUUUCAAAGUAUAAUCCUGGUAGGAGGAGGGAGGCUGUAUGGUCAAGUGACUUUCCUAAAGUUGCCUCUGAUGCUGCUUCUUGGGAUAUAACUUGCUGUCUUACCAAUGCAAGGGAUAGUCUUUGGAAAGAAAUAGAAGAAGCAGCAGCAGCAGCGUCAAGUAGUAGAGAGGCUCCUUCUCCAGAUCAACAGAUGGCUGAGAGCCAGAUGAUUUCAGGAGCACCUUCAACAUUAUCAAGUACUGGAGAUGCUCCUUCUCCAGAUCAAGAGUGCGUCCAGAGCCAGAUGAAUCCAGGAACACCUUCAAUAACAUCGCCUGAUGAAGACCUUCCAUAACAUGCUUAUUAGUUCCAAAUACACAUUCUUUGAUGUCUUACUGUAAGUACGUACAUAUCCUGGAAGAAUAACUUUCAACUCUGUGUAUCGUCUGCCAGCGAAGUUCAUGCAUCUGCUACAGACUAGUAAUGUAGAUAAAUGCAGAGUAAUAAGCAUCAGCUCUAAUAUGGUUAGUGAUAGAAAUUACGUACAGAUGAUAAACUCUAGGUCAUUGUUUGUUGGUGGAACAAUAAAAGUAGCUGCAAGGUUUCUAUACUUUGGUGUUCUAUUUGUGGGUCUAUUAGCUUCUAUGCUGUUCUAUGGUGGCUAUAACAGACUAACAGUAGCCAGUAGGUGCUUCUAAUUGCAGGAUCAGAUAUAAAUGUUACAUUUGUUGUGUGCCGCUCUA
Messenger RNA from Spinacia oleracea (spinach), 1401 nucleotides. RefSeq lists its product as uncharacterized. The transcript is spliced from 5 exons. The coding region runs from base 123 to 1013 and encodes 296 amino acids. Lineage: Eukaryota; Viridiplantae; Streptophyta; Magnoliopsida; Caryophyllales; Amaranthaceae. Gene Ontology annotation, molecular function: nucleic acid binding; RNA-DNA hybrid ribonuclease activity. The record is from RefSeq and is a predicted model, not a curated record.